Mugil cephalus (flathead mullet) is the source of this 1355-nucleotide messenger RNA. It is a transcript of the gene ncf4, whose product is annotated as neutrophil cytosolic factor 4. Gene Ontology annotation, biological process: phagocytosis; superoxide anion generation; respiratory burst. The transcript has 10 exons. NCBI's taxonomy places the organism in Eukaryota, Metazoa, Chordata, Actinopteri, Mugiliformes, Mugilidae. Gene Ontology annotation, molecular function: phosphatidylinositol binding; superoxide-generating NADPH oxidase activator activity; protein binding. Bases 159 to 1208 code for a protein of 349 amino acids. Gene Ontology annotation, cellular component: NADPH oxidase complex. The record is from RefSeq and is a predicted model, not a curated record.
UCUUGUUUUAGGGAACCCUCGCUUCCUGUUGCCUGUUUCCGCACUGUUGUUGCGCCUGCACGCCUCUGUAGUGCGCAGUGAGUCCUCGCUCCGUUUCCACCAGCACUUCAAAUUUAAAAGUUUCUCCUCUUGCUCGCUUGCACCCGCCACCGUCAGCCAUGUCCCAGCCGCAACAGAUCCGAGACAAAAGUGACUUUGAUCAGCUCCCUGGCAACGUACCCAUCACUGCCACUAUUGCCGAUAUCGAAGAGAAGAAGGGCUUCAUCGAUUACUACAGGUUUGUGAUCGAGGUGAAGACCAAAGGAGGCGGCAAGUACUUUAUCUACAGGAGGUACAGGGAGUUCUUCAACCUCCACCAGAUCCUCGAGGCCAAGUACUCUCCUGAGGACCCGGAGAGGCCGGGUCCUAACACCUGCAUCCUGCCCCCUCUUCCAGGUAAAGUCUUCAUCGGAAACAAACGGGAGAUCGCAGAGAGCCGAAUCCCUGAGCUCAACACGUACAUGAAGAGGCUGCUGGGUCUGCCAACAUGGCUGGUGCUUGACGAGGCUCUCAGGAUGUUUUUCUACCAGACGGACCAGGACAGCCAGCAGCAACCGCGAGCCCUCAGGCGUCUCCGCCCACCAACCCGCAAAGUGAAAACAGUCAAAGCACCGACGAUGGACCUCUUCUCCUCCCCCAGGGCCGAGGCGAUGUUUGACUUUCGCGGCAACGGCAAGGCGGAGCUGAACCUGAAGAGGGGAGAGGUGAUCUUCCUGCUGCGACGAGUCAACACCGACUGGCUGGAGGGGACGGUGAAUAAUCAGACAGGUAUCUUCCCAGAAUCCUUUGUGAAGAUUAUUAAGCCCCUCCCAGACAGUGACUCGGAAGGUGAAGGUGGAGUCCACACGUACAGCUGCCUCCGCUGCUUCUUGCUCACCCCCUCCGGAGUCGACACCAGAGAUGUGUGUGUACAAGAGGAAAUCACCAUCCAGCCAACGUACAAGGACCUUCUGUCUCGCAUGAGGAAUGUCUUCCAGGUGGACGACAUCGCCAUCAACUACCGCGACCCGGAGGGCGACCUGAUCCGCCUCCUGGACGACGAGGACGUCCAGCUCAUGAUCCGGGAGAGCAGAGGUCAGCAGGGGGUCAAGAGGCCCGUCAACCAGUUUCCGUGGGAACUGCACGUCACCAUGGCGUCCGACCUCUCCGUUUACAACGUGGAGCCGUGAAAAGAAAACGAGACGGUCGAAGACGCAUUAACAGAUCGGGAACAUGACCAAGAGGUUGUCUGUGUCUUUUAGUUCAGUGAUUUCCACUUUGCCUGUUUUAAUAAAUGCUCCCUACAUUUCACUUAAAAAUAAACUUAUUUAAUAACA